AUGUCACGGCAAAAUGGGGCUACUUCUUCCCUGGCAUCUACUUUAGAGACCACCCACGGAACACCGAGCACCACCUCGAGCCCCCAUCCAUCAGUUUCGACAGUUGAAGGAAACACAGCAAAUAGCACUCCUCCUUCUUCGAUCGAUUUAUCAUCGAAAACGAGCUGUUCAUCAGGUACGGUUCGGGGGAAAGUGCAAAUACCGAAACUCUCGGCGGCCACUACAGAGCUCCUUGCACGGAUCGCUGGUAACAUAAGAGGAGACCAGCAGAACAAUGAUAGCUUCACUACCCGUUGGGGCACUUCGACCUUUGAUCCAAGCUUGAACAGUUUGAAUUUUCAAAGGUCCAACACGAUGAAGGCCUCUUCCACAAUCAUAGAGCUGCCCACGGCGCCGUUCGCAUAUACGAACAAUACAUUAGCACCUACAGCAGUUUCCAACCAAGCCCCUAUAACGUCUGAGGACAGCUCCUCGAGGCCAAAGAAGCCCGUUGCUAUUGCUCCCAAGCCAAGUGUAGCAGUAUCAGCUGGCCCAUCGGCGACAUUGGCGCCGUCUCAAAUACAACAACCAUUGCCAUCACAACCUACAGGUCUUAUCCCUAAGGCUCCUCUGGUCUCAUUAGCCCCGAAGGCUGCAAAAGUCCCAGGCGGCAACCCACAAAAAGCAACCCCCGGACAACGCUCACGCAAAAAUGCUUCAAAUGGGUCCAGAAAAUCGAGAAAACGAAGACGCGGUGGUGAUAGUGACGGCGAAGACAUCAUAAGGGCUGGUGACUCCAGUUCGGAUGAAUCCGACGUCGCCCCUACCGCCACUCAAACAAAGUCCGGCAGACAAGUGAACCGACCGUCAUUAUAUGUACCUCCAGCUUCAUCUCCAGCCGUUACCAAGGCGAACGGCACUUCCUCUUAUGGCUCAGAGACUACAGGUGCGCGAAGACACAAACGCGUUUUUCGCAAGACGAAGGAGGCGUAUGUCAACUGUAUGCAUUGCCAAAGAGGUCAUAGCCCGCAGAGUAAUGCUAUUGUAUUCUGCGACGGGUGUAAUCGAGCAUGGCAUCAACUCUGUCAUGACCCUCCGAUUGACUAUGAUGUUGUGAACGUGGUGGAGAAGGAAUGGCACUGCCGGGAAUGCAAGCCUGUGCAAAUUUCCAUCGUCCAGCCAACAGUUGUCAGGAGCAAUCCUGAUUUACAUCAAGCAUUGCGUCAUCCACCACAACACCAUGUGCCUUCUCCCAAGACCGAAGUAGGAGGCGAGCGCUUUUCAGCGGAGGAGCGGCGGGGUUAUCUGUCGAGCCUCUCCCACGCAAGUCUCGUCGAGCUUCUUGUCACUAUAUCGGACCGGAAUCCCUCCUUGCCGAUGUUCCCAAGCAACUUAAAGGAACUGCAGUCGUCGAAAUUCUUAUUCACCUCAAAUACAUCAGCUGGCCCAGUCUCGGCAGCACCUUCCAGCCAGACACUUACAACAACCGAAACACCGGUCUCUCACUCGGAGAAAGACACGACUUCUGAGAAGCCGAGUACUGAGAAUACUGAGGAACCAUUGCCAUCAGCUUCUUCUUCACGGAAGAGACACCGGUACGAGUCAGAUGAAGAGUCAGAAUACGAGGAGUUUCAAGAGCAUCGACUGUACCCACGUGCUGGAAACGGGUUUCGUCUCUCGCUCAACGCCGACGAUAUUGACAUCAUGCGUGAAGACCCAGAUUGUCCCACUUUCAGCUAUGCAUUGCAUGGACCAGCCAAAGCUCGCGCCGAGGCCAAUGAAACUACACCUGUAUGGGGGGCUGCGUGA
Aspergillus fischeri NRRL 181 is the source of this 1788-nucleotide messenger RNA. RefSeq names its product putative PHD finger domain protein. Lineage: Eukaryota; Fungi; Ascomycota; Eurotiomycetes; Eurotiales; Aspergillaceae. Bases 1 to 1788 code for a protein of 595 amino acids. The transcript has a single exon. Gene Ontology annotation, cellular component: nucleus. Gene Ontology annotation, biological process: chromatin organization; regulation of DNA-templated transcription. The record is from RefSeq and is a predicted model, not a curated record. Gene Ontology annotation, molecular function: DNA binding; chromatin binding.